This is a messenger RNA of Phyllostomus discolor (pale spear-nosed bat), 2951 nucleotides long. It is a transcript of the gene ZDHHC22, whose product is annotated as zinc finger DHHC-type palmitoyltransferase 22. The record is from RefSeq and is a predicted model, not a curated record. Gene Ontology annotation, molecular function: palmitoyltransferase activity. Gene Ontology annotation, cellular component: Golgi apparatus. NCBI's taxonomy places the organism in Eukaryota, Metazoa, Chordata, Mammalia, Chiroptera, Phyllostomidae. The coding region runs from base 292 to 1083 and encodes 263 amino acids. The transcript is spliced from 3 exons. Gene Ontology annotation, biological process: protein palmitoylation.
CCCCCAGAAGGGGAGGAAGGGGUGGCGAGGGCUGGGGGGUGGGGGGGUACCCAGCUGCCAUACCCGCCGCUUCCUGGCCCCCACUCGCCGGCGCCCAAGUGGGAGGACCACAGCUGCCCGCUCCCUUUCCACACCCCCGCUACCUGCCCAGUCCCCGAAGCGAAUCGUGAGGAGGCUCUGAGCCAGCGGGGCCGAGCCCACAACUUUGCAGCUUCGGGGAGGGCGAGAGUCGGCGUCCAGGGCUCCUCUUAUCCGCGACUAGAGCUGGGCCCCUUAGGAAUGUAAUCGAAGAUGCUGGCCCUGAGGCUGCUCAACGUGGUGGCCCCCGCCUAUUUCCUGUGCAUCUCCCUGGUGACCUUCGUGCUGCAGCUCUUCCUCUUCCUGCCCAGCAUGCGCGAGGACCCCGCCGCCGCCCCCCUCUUCUCGCCUGCGCUGCUCCACGGGGCACUCUUCCUGUUCCUCUCAACCAACGCCCUGGGCAAUUACGUCCUGGUCAUCCAGAACUCCCCUGACGACCUGGACGCCGGCCAGGGGACCUCCUCCAGGAGAGCUCCGUGCCCCCCGCCCAGCACCCACUUCUGCCGAGUGUGCGCCCGAGUCACCCUGAGGCACGACCACCACUGUUUCUUCACCGGCAACUGCAUUGGCAGCAGGAACAUGCGCAACUUCGUCCUGUUCUGCCUCUACACCUCCCUGGCCUGCCUCUACUCCAUGGUGGCGGGCGUGGCCUACAUCUCCGCGGUCCUUUCCAUCUCCUUCGCCCACCCCCUGGCCUUCCUCACGCUCCUUCCCACCUCCAUCAGCCAGUUCUUCUCUGGAGCUGUCCUCGGUUCUGAAAUGUUCGUCAUCCUCAUGCUCUACCUCUGGUUCGCCAUCGGCCUGGCCUGCGCCGGCUUCUGCUGCCACCAGCUGCUGUUGAUCCUGCGGGGUCAGACCCGCCACCAGGUGCGGAAGGGGGUGGCCGUGAGGGCCCGGCCGUGGCGCAAGAACUUACAGGAGGUGUUCGGGAAGAGGUGGCUGCUGGGCCUGCUGGUCCCCAUGUUCAAUGUGGGUGGUGAGAGCUCCAAGCAGCGGGACAAGUAGCGGGCACUCCCAGCAUUUCUCUUUCUGUGUCUUGACUCCUCCUGAGCAUAAGACCAUGGUACCCUUGUCUCCACCCAUGACCCACUACAACCUAUGGCUGGGGGUGUCCUAACAUCCACCCCCCACCGGGCCACAUAGAGAAAAACGUUGGCUGGUGGAUCGCGACAAGGAGGAAAAUGAGGCCCCCCGGCCAUUUUUGCCCUCCCCACAGGCCAGCCAGGUGGCUGCCAGGAGGCCGCUGCUCUGGUUCCUUUCCCUCGGGGUCCCUGCCUUGCCCCUCGGCCGGCCUAUCCGCCCCCUACCGUGCCCCCUGGCAUACUGCCAUGGGCUAGAGCUCUUCCUCUCAGCCCCGUGUUGGGAGUGCGGAGUGAAUUCUUGCUGCUAGGAGCCUGCUCCCUGGGACCUGGAGGCUGGCAAAGAUGUUUAAAAUUACAAAAUGUUUAAAAUGACCAAGUCUGCUGUGCCAACUGCCAGGAAGGUUGGGAAGGUGGGGGGAGUGUCCUUGUCCCCUCUGUGGAACUGUGGGCGAUGGGAAGGAGAAAGCACUCAGUAGCUUGCUGCUCACGCCACCCUGCCCCCGAGUUGCCAGGCCUUUCCUUGGGACACAGCAGCCAAUGGUCUGGGACAUCCAGCUGCUGUCCCCUGUGUACCCUGCCCCUGCUGGCCACCCCAGCCCAGUCCAGGAUCUGGCUGGGUACUUUCUCUCCCUGGCAUGCUUCCUGCCUUUGCUAGAUGCUGGGAAGGCAAAGAAAAGGGAGAAGAAAAGGGGGCAUGCUGAUAAAUGAUAGAGGCACGUGACUACAUAUGCAUAAGGGUGUGUGUGUGAGAGAGAGAGAGAGAGAUAGAGAGAGAGAGAGGGAAGAGAAUGCUUAGGGAAGGGGAAGAGAGGGUCACAGAGAGGUUGGGCACUGGGAUAUUUGGGGAAAAUGAUUGUGAGAGAGGUGAAUGGGUUCAUUUCUUCCCUGCAUUGAGGACUUUCUGGAAACUAAAGUGGUUCCAUGUUGGGACAUCUUCCUGGGGGCCGUGGGGUUGUGUGUGAGUGCCGCUAGCCUGGAGGUUUCCCAGCAGGGGCUCGGCAGGCACGCCAUGGAGAGACCCUCUGCACAGGGUCAGGGGAGGGCAAGUCUCUUCCCAUCCCAAGAUUCUGGAGUCCUCUCUGAUUGCCAGGCCCGGAGGCAGGGUCUCUAGGGGUGCCUGUGAGCCGUGUGCUUUCGUGCAGGGUAGACCGGGCAUGGAGGAGUCUGAAAAUCACGAUGCAAACUUUUAGGGCCCCACCCAGCUGCUCAGGAGAGAGUCUCUGGAGGGAGAAAGUCUACCUGGGUUUUAAUGCUAGUGAAGGAGGUUGGCAUCUGAGGACAGGGAGAUGGAGCAGGUCAGAGGCAGGUGGGGACAGUGGUGGGGAGAGCAGAGCUGGAAGGUCAUGCUCAACUCAGAGGGUGAGAUUGGGAGCGUUGACGCUGUGGACGGGGGACACCAGAGGAGGGGUGCAACAGCCAGACCAGCCCUGUUUAUCUGACUGGCUCCGAACAGGGACACAGCUGUGUGUUCUGACAUACGAGGGAGUGGGAACAACACAUGUGUCCCCUCCUGACUGGGUCUCGGGGUCAGUCAACCAGCCAUGCAGGCAGCAGGGCUGAAACCCACACUCCACAGUGUCCAGCUGGUGGCCAUGGCCACCCCAGCUGUUGCCACACAUCACCCUGAGGUCUUGAGCAGAGCUUGGAAGGACUUUCCCUUGGUCCUGCUUCACGUCCCCUAGAGGACUACCAUAGUAAUGGCUCCACCCCGUUAAACUCCCUCCCCUUUUCCUUCAUUCGUGAGCCCUACACACGUGCUUAUUUAUUUAGUGCCAGCUAAGUGCUCUUCUG